AUGGCAACGAGCGCAGCGUCUACACCUGCCCUAUCUUCAAACCCAAAGACGCUUGCCAUGGACCCCAACAUCAACAAGGACACGCUCAUCUCGGAAGCGGAAGCUGAAGAGACGCUUCACGAAAUCGAUAAUACGAUGAUGGACGAGCUCGACCAGGUCCUACGCACCCUUGCUAACACAUCGCCGCGUCGCCGACGCUACUUCUCGCCAGGCGCGUUGUUACUUCUUGUUCUCUACACACUGAGCCACGUGGUGUUCAUCCAGCCCGUAUCUUCGCUCCUAGGUCGCCAAUACCUCAUUCCCAUCAUCUUCAUGGUAUUCACAGAAGUCACCUCCGAGGCCUAUCUGGAACAGAUAGUAGGAUCGUACGAGAAGAUCGUUGACCGAAUGAGAGACUUGGCCCGCCUUUCACUCGACAUGGCACAUACCUGUGACAAAAGGGUGCAAGAGGCCGAGGAAGCGUUUGAUCAGACGGCGACGUACAGGACGACCUAUUUCCGCACCUUCCACCAAAAAUCAAAUGAGAUGCGUCUAGAAUACUAUCAAGCAUACCUGGAUCACUACGGAACCCUCAUCGGUAACGCCGAACUCAUUACCAAGAAGGUGAAGACCAUGGUUGCGCCGCCUAAAGUUAAGGGCGCGAAGAAGAACUGCGGCAACCGCAUCAAGAACGAUAACAACGCUCUUACGGAGUCUCUGGAGAACUUUGCUGCAGCGCUCAAACAGCGGCAGUCCACGGCGAGGCUACAGAUCGCAGUAGCGGAGAAGAUCAAGGACAUCCUCGAUCGCGAGGGCUUGUUACCGGAGGAGAUCGAUCGAGCACUGGAUGAGGCGGAAGCAGAUCUUGAGCGUGCGCAGGAAGCUUCGAACACUCAGACUCAAUCACCGAGUUCUUGUACCUCCAGCUCUAUCGCAUUGCCAUCACCGGUCGUUGAGAGCGUUGAUAGCAAGCUGGAGAAGCAUUUCGAGGACUUGGAUAAGUGGUUCCAGAGUGUGCGGGAUCAGCCUGUUGUCGCAGAUGAGAACUGA
This is a messenger RNA of Alternaria incomplexa, 1029 nucleotides long. RefSeq lists its product as uncharacterized. The record is from RefSeq and is a predicted model, not a curated record. The transcript has a single exon. Lineage: Eukaryota; Fungi; Ascomycota; Dothideomycetes; Pleosporales; Pleosporaceae. Bases 1 to 1029 code for a protein of 342 amino acids.